Lymnaea stagnalis (great pond snail) is the source of this 9238-nucleotide messenger RNA. NCBI's taxonomy places the organism in Eukaryota, Metazoa, Mollusca, Gastropoda, Lymnaeidae. The record is from the annotation of a GenBank genome assembly.
CUACGAUUUCGAAGUCUGCUAUAAUGAACUGAACAUUUACAGUCAAGUUAUAAAUAAAUUUAACUGAAUGCAUUUUGUAUGAGGUUAUGGCGAUGGUAAGCGUCGAAGUCUAAGGAUUUUAAUUUUCGAUUAAGUUUAACAGGCGUAGACUGUAGAAUAAGAAAUUAAGAAUAAUUAAGGCUUAAUUUAAAGGAGGCUCAACCCGGCAACGGGUCAACGAACUCAAGACUGUUAAUAUUAUUAUUUGUUUAAAUUUUAUUUAACACCAGAAUUUAUACUGUAUUUUAACAGCACAAUAUAUUAAUUAAUUAUUACUAUAGUGAACUUAAUUAUUAUACUAUACUAUACAGUAACACAGUCGGCUUGGGAAUAACCCUCAGCCUCAACCCAUCUAAUAGUAAAUACUAUACACUAUCGACUAUCACUAUAAUUUAUAAUGAAAUACUAAUAAUAAUUGUCAAUAGGUAUCGAAUUAUAAGUAGCCUAUUAUUUUAUUUUUAAAUUUUAAUGCUACCCACAGAUUUGGUUUAAAAUUCUGUGGUGUUUAUGAAUUUAGUGGCUUCUAUUGGACUGGACACUUUGCAUCAUGAUGAAAUAAUUCUUUGGGACUUUGGCAUUUAUCUAGUUCAGUCAGCAUAUCACAUUCAUUUAUAUCAUUAUUUUCUUGUUACCUUAAAUUAUUCUCCAAUCUAGACAUCCUCAUUUGAGUGUAUCUUUGUUUUACAGAUUUUUUAGGUAAUUUAAUUGAUUUAAAAAUCCCCAUGCCCAAACGUUAUUGAAACUUUGCAACUGUUCAAAUCUCUCUGAUAAAGAAUUUAUAACCAUAACAUCUGUAUUUGGAGCCUCGCCAAUGCAUGCAUUUUCAAACAGCCUUUUCUCAUUCUUCUUCUUUUAUUUCAAAAAAUUAAAAAUGGGCUCUACAUCUAAUUCUGUCUGUAGCUAUUUUUUGUUGUUGCCAACUCUAGUGCAUUUCCAAAUCGAUUUUCAUGAUAAUCAAUUAAAUAAUCAUUGACUCUAUAUAUUCUAUUAAUUAGUGAAACUAACGUAGAUAGUUCCACUGAGGCAUCCUGCAUAGUUUUGCUGACAACAUUUACCCUGCCUAAGAUAUCAUACCAGACAUUUAUUAAUUGAAAAAACAUAAUCUUCUAUUUGUCAUAAUAGUGUUUCUGCCUCAUGUCACACUGCAAGAUCAGAUGCAGACUUUUCUAAAAGUUCAUAAAGUCUUCUUGAAUUCCCGAAAUUUCAUAUUUAAUGGCUUUGACACGUUGACCAAAUCUCAGCUGAUUGUAAUAAUUUUAAUAUUUGUAUACAUGGUUAAUAAAUUACUAAUAUGUUACAUUAAGAAAUGGCGUCAGCGGGGCGAGUCUAAGACUCUUUUUGCCCCCCCCCCCCCCAAAUUACCCCUCCCCGAUCCGAUGUAUCGGGUCGCGGAGCGGCACGUUGGAGAUUAUUUCAAUGAGAGAUAAUUAAAUUAUUUAUUACAGAGUGGAAUAUAUCAUGGUUAUAAUCAAUUUAAUUUAGUAUUUAUUUAUAAUCUAUUCAUUAAACUAAAAAAUCGAGGGAGAGUUUAUUCACUCAAGGAUGUUGAAAGUGUAUUCAGGUGAAUGUCAAAUUUGUAGUUGCUGCCUCCUCAGCAACCGGUCUACAAACACCUAUUACCGCCAAUCAACCAAUUUUGAGGUUUACCAAAUAAGCAAUAUGCUGACAAACUUAACGCUGUCGCCUCUGCCUAAUCAAAGUUGCUUUCACCGGAAAAGGGCGCCGUGGCAAAGAUAAAAGAACUCAAUGCAUAUACAAAGGAAGCGGCUGCCUGUGUCAGCAGCGACUUUUUCUGCCACUUCUUGUGGAUGAACAUACCAUUUAUGUAAUGUGGCAAACAUUUGGCAAUAACAAUUAUUUUCCUUCCAUGCCACCCACAUGCAUUGCUUUUUCAUAUUUUUUGAGAUCACUGAAGGUACCCUGAGCACGUGGGCCCCCGGGCAACUGCUCGAGUUGUCAGUGCCUUGAGCUGGCCCUGAGUACAACCUAUAAUGGCUAUACUAAAUAUUACUACUAUAGUAUCUAUACACUAAAGCUAAUAGUCUCUGAAAAUUAAAAAAAAAUAUAUUAUCAGUGCCAUAGUCUAUAAGUGAAAGUUAAAGAAGCUAGAAGUAGAAAAUAGAAUGUUGACAUCAAUUACAAUGAACAAGAUACUGAUGAGUGAUGUUAAUGACUAAAUCUUCACUCAGGUCAGUUCAGUUCUAGACAUGUGCAGCCUAUCAAGGCCAAGUUACUAUUAUUAUAGUUAUAGAAAGAAACGUGAAUGUAUUUUAUUUCUUUUUUUAGCAUACUAGUGGAGUGAUCAUUAUUAAGCGUUUUUAUAUUAAAAAUUCCUUAUUUACCAGAUUUCAUUAAACUACAUUAAAGCACUUCAAUAGUUAGUAGAGCAAGUAUUUAUUGUUCAUGGUUUUAACUCAAUAUCGUUUAUCUUUUUUUCCUUAAAACUAAAACAGCAUGGCCUAGGUACAGACUACUAUGUAAAUAUUGCCUGUAGUAGAAAAUUCAGAAAGCUUCUGUGAUAAAUUUCCAUUUUACAAUGUAACUGACAUGAGAAUAUUCCAUUUCAUGUUGCAUCAUUCAUUCAGUGAUUUUAGAGAUAAUAUUAUCUCACUUGAUGUAAACACAGAAGUGAUGGGUGCAAAGUCCAUUUUACUCAGUGCAAAAAAAAAAAAAAAGGCCAAAGUACUAGUUCUACUUCUACCAUUUCAAAAUUAAUUUGUCCCAUUUUGCCUCUAGUCUAUUUUAUGUUCUCACCUAAUUCAGCUUCACCUUUUACAGAGGAAAGGAACAUGUUGAAAUCAGUGAAUGAUGGCUUAAAUUUUUAAAAACAUACACUAAUCAUGUCUGUGAUUUUGAAGGGUAAUAUUAUUUUUAUUAUGACUACACAGUGACUGUGAUUUGCUUGCUACAAUGUUAUUGCUUUUGGUUUCUGUCAAAUUUGAUAAUGAAUUUUUUCGCAUGCAUAAACAUCACUCAGAUAAUAUAAUAUUCAGAUAAUUUAAGAGUUAGUGAUGAGUUCUUAACUGACAUUUAAAACUGUUAUUGACAUGUUUGAGAUCAAUGAGAUAUGUUUCACUUUCAUAGCAAAUACAAAAAAAAAAAUAUGCAGGACCUCAUGAACACAAGAUUAGAAGGACAAAAACUAGUAAAUCUUUUUAUUUAAAACUCCUUUUUUUUUUUUCAGGUUUACCAUUGGAGAAUGUCAUCAUGACAAGUCUACAAAGUAUAACAGGGAGGACAGUGUUGAUGAGAGCAACUAGUUACUCAUCUGGUUUGCAAAUCACAAAGGUUACCAAAGUAUGCCAUCAGCGUCUUAGUCCUGCCAGCCGUCUGGUGCACACUGUCGGUAAAAGUGUUGACGCGCCAAGCCUCUUGAUGGCUGAUUCAGUGUCUCCAGAAAAAUAUGUUCAGUAUAGCUCCAUGGCAGACAAUCAAAACUGGGGCCGCAUAGUGACUCUAAGAGUGCCAAGCAAACACGAUGAGAACAAAACGCUAGAUUUUAAAGUAUCUGUCCUGGACACCUACCCAGAUGCUGAUGACCGGACUCGACCCACAGUUGUAGCCGUUCACGGUUUGCCAGGAGGCGGUAUAGACUUUCUGUCACUUGCAUCAAAACUCCACGCUAAAGGCAUUCGAUUCGUAGCACCAACAAGUCUGGGUAAAGUUUUUUUGUAAACCUCAGUGGAAAAGAUUCUAGUGUAUGGGAUAAGUAAUAUUCUUUGCCAUGGCUGCCUAGCAAAUUUCAGCUCCACUUCUCUUGUGGUUAAAGCCAGAACUUUAGAAUAGUGUUCUCAUGGUUUCAUCAUGUUUUCAAGAUCUGCUGUGCAUGACAGAAAUAACUGUUUUGCUCUUGGUAUCCUUUUAAGAGAGGGCCAUCGUCUUACCCCCAUUGCCUUACCCCUAUGAUUUUAUCCACCCCUCACCCCAUCAUCUUACCCCCAUGGUCUUGCCCCAUCACCUUACCCCUUUGCCUUACCUUCAUCGCCUCACCACCGUUGUCUUACUCCCAUCGCCUUACUGCCAUUUUCUUACCCCCAUCACCUUAACCCCAUCAUCUUAACUUAGCCCAUUAAUCUUACUCCCAUCAUCUUACCCCCAUCAUCUUACCCCCAUUAUUUUUACCCCCAUCAUCGUACCCCCAUCAUCUUGCCCCAUAGUCUUACCGCAUUGUCUUACCCUAAUCGUCUUACACCCCCAGGUAUGGUAGAAAGUCCAGUUGAACUGAAGUAUUUGGACGAUGUUGACUUUUCCACAAAGGGUCGAACAAAAGUGCUGCGGCAGCUGCUUCAAGAAAUGAACAUUCAUAAGUAUUACUUUAAAGUAAUCUCUUACAUUAUUUCAUGGGACUUAUGCAUGCAUUUUUAGGACUGAUAUGUUUCCAUAUGAUUGUUUGUAAAAUAUUUUGAUAACAGAAGUCCUCUUUAGAAAUUCUAAUUCUUUUAUGUUAUAAUUAUAAUAAUGUAAUUCUUUUAUGUUGAAAGGUUUUUUUCAGUAACAAAAAAAAUGUUUUGUGUACCUGUAGACCUGAAAUGUUAUAAUUUCUCUGCCAGCGUAGACCUUUUCAUGGGGCAUAGUGCCGGGGCAUGGACGCUCUAUGAAGUUGGUGCCUAUUGGUCGAAUUUCGGUGCCUUGUUAUUUGUGAAUCCCGGGGGAGCCAGUCCCAACAGGUAAAAAUAUUUGAUUUUACAUGUUCAUCGCUCUUAUGUUACAGUGGGUAUGCCCCAAUGUUACAGCAGGUGGGCCCAUGAGAAAUGUCACACUCCAAUGGUCAUCCACCAUUUAGGAAUUAACUAAGCUAAUAAAAUAAGAUUAAAAUCCCCAAAGGCUUCUAACGCAAGCUGUAAUUCUGUUGCAACAGUAUCAGGGUCAGUAAUCAAACUCACAUUAAAUGAGUUAUGUCUCUUAAAUCAGACGUGAUGGGUAAAUGGAGGUGGGAGUUCCACUAAUUUUUUUAUCCCAUGUAAAACAAAUUGUCUGAUUUGUUCCCCUUAGAUAAUAUAUUAUAUAUUUUCAAAAUUGUCAAGUUGACUUGAGUGAAAUAUUACAUUAACAGUAUUCAUGAAAACAGUCCUCUCUUAAUGGGUAUGAUUUAUUAUGUAUGUAUGCCUUUUUUUUUCUUUACUACUUAUUUAGGGGAAUACGGCCAUACUUCCUAAUGCAAUUUAUGGCUUUCUUGCUUCAGUGGUCACUAGGUAGAUGGCUUAUACUUCCAGUUAUGGAAAUUGGUUAUAAAUUUCAAGGUACCUUUGAAAUUUAUUCUUACAUUAAGUAUAUUUAAGUUUACAAAAGUCUCUUACAUUUAUUUCAAAUUUUUAACCCAGUUUUAUUGCUUUUCAAAAAAUAAAAUGUUUUAAAUAAGAUAAAAAAAACAAAAGAUUAUUAACAAAAGAACAACACAAACUGAAAGGAAGUUGAUGUUUUUGUUGCCUAUAUGUUGUUAAGUUCUUCUGGCUCUACAAUGUUCCACUUCCAAUUCUAAUCUUAAAUCCCCCAUUCAGGGUUGUAACAGUAAAACUUUGUGUGUGCUAUUUUAAUGUUAUGCAGAAUGAGGGGAGAGAAUAAGAAGAGCUAGAUGUAAUGGACUAUGUUAUGCAGCCAUGUUGGGAAAUGGUGUUAUGGGUCUGUUAAGUGUGCGAUAUUUGUGAGCACAAUAGUAAAGAUAAUUAAUGAAACAGAAGUAAACAUAUAUAUAUAUAAUAUAUAUAUAUAUAUAUGGAUAUUCUUCAUUAUCAGUGAAGUUAUUUUUGUCAUGGAAAUACGUUACCUUCUUAGUGUAAUAAAGGGCCAGCAUUUGUUACUUCAAGUCGUCAAGUGACUUUACGAUUUAUUUCAAUGACAUUUGAUGCACUGAGAUGUGGCCGAAACAGUCACUCAGCUGUCAGUCAUAGACUUGGUACUAACUUAGUUAACCAUCACUACUGUAUCACCAACACCAGGGUGAGCGGUUACAAGGGUAACUCUCAACCAGAGGAUGAUCACCAUCACUCUCUGCAUCCAAUUUCAAUCAAUUCCACAUCUCUCUGUCCAAUGUUUUAUUGUCAUAGCUUGAAGCCAGCCUCAGCAAAAGUUUGACAAGUGUCUUAUUAUUUGAUAGUCUGUCAACUAAUUUGAGCAAAAUUUUUCUAAGCUCUGCUUAAUGCUUAUCUUGGAGAGCUGACAUUCGGUAAAAGACUAAGUCUGGAUGUAUUGUCAUUAAUGGAUGUGUACGCACUUCUCGAUGUGUACACACUUUUGGAUGUACCAGGUUAAAAUAUCACAGGGAAAGUAGAAUUAAAAAAGGGCUGAAAAUUUGUUUGUGUCUUACAAAUUGCUUGUGAUCAGGGAAGUAAGUACCGUAUAUUUACAUACAUUUGAAUUAAACCCAACCUAUGUCAUAGUGUGUAGGUUUUGGGGUUUGUCUCUAGGUUGCAGAGCUGAAUAUCUAUGUUGUUGAGGUGAGCCUCUAGGUUGUAGAUCUAGGUGUCUAGGUUUUAGAUCUGUGUCUCUAGGUUGUAGAGCUGUGUCUCUAGGUUUUAGAUCUGUGUCUCUAGGUUUUAGAUCUGUGUCUCUAGGUUGAAGAGCUGUGUAUCUAGGUUUUAGAUCUGUGUCUCUAGGUUGUCAGGCUGAGAUAGUUGGAAGCCAGGUCAGCCGAUUGUCUGGCUGAAAUAGUUGAAAGCCAGCUCAGCCGAUUGUCAGGCUGAGAUAGUUGAAAGCCAGCUCGGCAGAUUUUCAGGCUGAGAUAGUUGAAAGCGAGCUCAGCAGAUUGUCAGGCUGAGAUAGUUGAAAGCCAGCUCAGCAGAUUGUAAGGCUUAGUUGAAAGCCAGCACAGCCGAUUGUCAGGCUGAGAUAGUUGAAAUCCAGCUCAUCAGAUUGUCAGGCUGAUAUAGUUGAAACCCAGCUCAGCCGAUUGUCAGGCUGAGGUAGAUUGUCAGAGAAUCAGGAUAGUAGAGAUUAAAGAGAUGUGUUUUGAGUGUAGUUUUGAAAGCUGUGAUGGUUGGUAUAUUGCGGAUGUGUAAUGGAAGAGAAUUCCAUUAAUUGGGGGCUCAGAAAGAGAAAGAUCGUUCACUGAAUUUUUUUGUGCGAGUCUUGGGUACAGAAAGAAUAUAUGCGUCUGCAGAGGAGCAAAGCUGUCAAAGGGGUGAAUAGACGGAGAGAAGUUCGGUUUAAUAGGAAGGGCAGGAAUUUGAGAAAAAGUUGUGGCAAUCCAAAUGAUGAAAUAUGAACAUGGUGAUUGGUGAUACAGCAAUUUUUAUAAAUGUAUUUAAAACGAAUAAUUGUGAUAUUGGCUCAAAAUGCCAUGCGGUUAUAUUGGCACUAAAUGUAUCUUGAAUGGGUUUUUUUGGCCAGGUUUUAAAGAAAUUUUUGCUGGGAAUGGUGACCAUCUAGUGGCAACUCAGCAAUACAUCUCAAACGUACACUUUGAAAAUGUGAGUGCCAUCAUGAUAUAGAUAAUAACAAUGUGAAAAAACUUGGCUUUGUAUAUAGUUAAUUUAAUAUUUGAUUAAAUUUAAAGUAUUUACUAACUGUAUAGCCUUAUCUAUAUGGCAAAAAUCCUCUGAGUGUAUCUAUGUAUAUUGAAAUUAUGAACUUUUUUAUUGUUGAUACAAAAUUAUUAUUUUCUUAAAUAUUAUUUUGAACUUAAAUACAUUUCUGAUAGCAUCUGUAAAGUUAAUGGUUGCUAUUUGAAAUAUCCUAGCCAUUGUUACAGAUGCUAUCUCCAAUUCUUGGUCAAUUAUUUUUUAUACUGGUACUAACCAAAUCCAUUUGGAUUGUUUUGUAUUUUUUAUAUCGGUACUAACCACAUCCAUUUGGAUUGUUCUGUAUUUUUUAUACCGGUACUAACCACAUCCAUCUGGAUUGUUCUGCAGGUUGCAAAGAAUGCUGCCGCCAUACAAGCCAAAGCUGUCCCCAUUGUCGUGAUGUACUCCUUGAAUGACAAGCUGAUAGAGCCAAAAAUUAGUGCAACAUUAGUCAACCAUCUUGGAAUACCCGAGGCAAACACUGUCAGAUUUUCAGCAGACAAGUUACCAGAUAAAGACCCCUUUUUAGGUAAUUGGCGUCUUAAGUAGUCUUACUUUUGUUGCGGUAACUAAUGUACCAUUUUAUUUUAUACCCUAUUUAUGACAAUACAUCCAGUCUGUCUUCUCUUAACCCCUCCCUCCAUAACAAUACAUCCAGUCUGUCUUCUCUUAACCCCUCCCUCUAAUGACAAAACAUCCAAUCUGUCUUCUCUUAACCCCUCCCUCCAUAACAAUACAUCCAAUCUGUCUUCUCUUAACCCCUCCCUCCAUAACAAUACAUCCAGUCUAUCUUCUCCUUAACUCCUCCCUCUAUUCCAGAACAUCCAGUCUGUCUUCUUAACCUCUCAGUCUAUUACAAUACUUGUACAUCCAGUCUAUCUUCUCCUUAACUCUUCCCUCUAUUCCAAAACAUCCAGUCUGUCCUCUUAACCUCUCAGUCUUUUACAACACAUCCAAUCUAUCUUCUCCUUCAAGUUCAACCCCUUAAAAAAAACUAUAGCCAGAGUCAGCAAGAAGAAUGUAUGCACACUUCUUGAUGUAUACACACUUCUGGAUGUAUACACACUUCUGGAUGAUAAAAACUUGUAGACAUAAUUUAAUGCUAAAUUUAUUUUAACGCUCACCGAUGACAGAAGUGGACAGUCAUAAUGUGUUCAGUCAGGGAACUCAAUGACAUCUCUUUUGGACCUCAACGAUAGCCUCAAAUUUUAUAACAGCACUUUAAAAUGUUUUAUUUUUCUCAAAAGACAACUCUUCCUUUAUCAAUUUGUUGUUGUUUAUGUGAAAAAUUUGAUAUUGCAACCAUAAAGACAGUUUUCAUUGUAUCCCUUGUGUAUUAAUCUAAAUAAGUUAAAUUUUAAAAUAUUAAUUCAUCCUCCCUCCAGAAUUGUGCAUGCUGUAUUCUCCUAGGGUGAAAUGGGCCUUCAGUUUUUGCCAGUGCUAAAAUUCUAUGAAGUUAAUUAUCAACCUUAUACCUAUUUUAUGAUCAUCUCUGGACACUAAUUGAUGCCAAUUAUUUGAUUCCUCAUCAACAGUGCCAGAAGGCUGGCUGUGCCGUUGUUUGAUAUUUGAGAGAGGCGGCCACGUCGCCCACCUGGCGCACGAAGAGCAGCUGAUUGACCAAAUAGAUGACCUACUGAAUUACGCAGCAGCAAAGAAGCAAAAUGUCUUAUGAGGACAUCCAUCCUUUAGCCGCCUAC